AUCCUUGGUAAGACAAUUCCUGCGCAGCUAAUUCGGUUGCGGUGGCCGCGGUGAACGUUUUUGGAAAGCCACGCCGCGCGCGUAUGGCCGAAAGCCGCUAAAUACUGCUUGUUAUUACAAGUUUUUGUGGUUAUUUUGUAAUUUGUAGGGCAGAAAUUCAGAAUUUUCACAGAUAUCUUUGGCCUCAAUCUCAGGUCACCAUGGACGGGGAGCUGUACGACGAGUUCGGCAACUACAUCGGCCCGGAGCUCGAGUCAGACGAGGACGAUGCCGACGAGCUCUCGGAGCCCGGCCGCGGCCAACUGGUGCCCGCCGGCGCCGACGACGACGACCAGCCGGUCGACGAGAUGGACGCAGAGGACGAGCCCGCCCAGCUGUCGGUCGUGCUGCACGAGGAUAAAAAGUACUAUCCGACCGCCGAGGAGGUGUUCGGAGCCGAUGUAGAGACCCUCGUGCAGGAGGAGGACGCCCAGCCACUGACGCAGCCCAUCAUCGCGCCCGUGAAGCGGAACAAGUUCUCUCAUGUCGAGCAGGACCUGCCGGAGACUACAUACGAGGUGGAGUACCUGGCUGACUUGAUGGACAACGCGGCGCUCAUAAGAAACGUCGGCCUCGUCGGCCACCUGCACCACGGCAAAACCAGCUUUGUCGACUGUCUGAUGCAGCAGACGCACCCGGACCUCCGCACUCGCGACGACAGACCGCUGCGCUACACGGACACGCUGUUCACUGAACAGGAGCGUGGUGUCAGCAUCAAGGCCACGCCGCUGACGCUCGUGCUGCAGGACACACGCAGCAAGUCCUACCUGAUGAAUCUGUUCGACACGCCGGGUCACGUCAACUUUUCCGGAGAGGUGACGGCUGCGACACGGCUCUGCGACGGUAUCGUGCUCUUUGUGGACGCUGCCGAGGGAGUCAGUCUGAACACGGAGCGGCUGCUGAAGCACGCCGUCCAGGAGGGUCUGGCAGUGACGCUUUGCAUCAACAAGAUCGACCGGCUGGUGCUGGAGCUGAAGCUGCCUCCCCAGGACGCCUACUACAAGCUGCGCCACGUCAUCGACGAGGUGAACUCGCUGCUGGCGGUGUACGGAGGAGAGGAGACGCCGGCGGUCGUGUCGCCGCUGCUGGGAAACGUCUGCUUCGCCAGCUCCCAGUACUCCAUCUGCUUCACGCUCAAGUCCUUCGCCACGCUGUACGCGCGCACGUUCGGCUCAGAGGUGGAUGCCUCCCAGUUUGCGCGCCGCCUCUGGGGUGACAUCUACUUCAGCUCCAAGACGCGUCGCUUCACCAAGAAGCCGGCACACAGCUCGGCGCAGCGCAGCUUCGUCGAGUUCAUCCUGGAGCCGCUGUACAAGCUGUUCGCCAUCGUGGUCGGCGACGUCGACACGCAGCUGCCGGCGCUGCUGGACGAGCUCGGCAUCCACCUGAACAAGGAGGAACGCCGACUCAACAUUCGCCCUCUGCUGAGGCUCAUCUGCUCCCGGUUCCUCGGCGACUUCAACGGCUUCACGGAGAUGUGCGUCGAGCACAUUCCGUCUCCGCUGGACAACGCCCGGCACAAGAUCGAGCACACCUACAGCGGACCGAGCGACUCGCCGCUGGCUGAGGCGAUGGCUGAGUGUGACGCCGACGGACCGCUCAUGGUGCACACGACCAAGCAGUACCCGACAUCAGACGCCACCUGCUUCCACGUGCUGGGCCGCGUCCUCUCGGGCACGCUGCAUGCCGAUCAGACGGUGAGGCUGCUCGGAGAGAAGUAUACACUAGCCGACGAGGAGGACUCUCGGGUGGUGAACGUCGGCCGUCUGUGGAUACACGAGGCCCGGUACAACGUCGAGGUGAACCGCGUUCCGGCCGGGAACUGGGUGCUCAUCGAGGGCGUCGACCAGCCCAUCGUCAAAACGGCCACGAUCACUGACACGGAGGACCGUGAGGUCUACAUCUUCCGGCCGCUGCAGUUCAACACGCAGGCGGUCAUCAAGAUCGCCGUCGAGCCCGUCAACCCUUCCGAGUUGCCGAAGAUGUUGGACGGUCUUCGGAAGGUGAACAAGUCGUACCCACUGCUGAGUACCCGCGUGGAAGAGUCAGGAGAGCACAUCGUCCUGGGAACAGGCGAGCUCUACCUGGACUGUGUGAUGCACGACCUGCGAAAGAUGUACUCUGAGAUCGACAUCAAGGUGGCGGACCCAGUGGUGUCGUUCUGCGAGACCGUCGUAGAGACAUCGUCGCUGAAGUGCUUCGCCGAGACGCCCAACAAGCGCAACAAGGUGACGAUGAUCUCUGAGCCACUGGAGAAGGGUUUGGCUGAAGACAUCGAGAACCAGGUGGUCCAGAUCGGCUGGAACAAGAAGCGACUCGGAGAGUUCUUCCAGACCAAGUACGACUGGGAUCUGCUGGCGGCCCGAUCCAUCUGGGCGUUCGGGCCGGAUCCAACAGGACCCAACAUCUUGGUGGACGACACACUACCGUCAGAGGUGGACAAGUCCCUGCUGGGUGCCGUCAAGGACUCGAUCGUCCAGGGCUUCCAGUGGGGCACGCGUGAAGGUCCUCUCUGCGAGGAGCCGAUCCGCAACGUCAAGUUCAAGAUCCUGGACGCGGUGAUCGCCAGCGAGCCGAUCCACCGGGGCGGCGGUCAAAUCAUCCCCACUGCUCGCCGAGUCGCCUACUCGGCGUUCCUGAUGGCCACGCCUCGCAUGAUGGAGCCCUACUACUUCGUGGAGGUGCAGGCUCCGGCCGACUGCGUGUCAGCUGUGUACACAGUGCUGGCGCGGCGGCGCGGACACGUCACACAGGACGCGCCCGUGCCCGGCUCGCCGCUCUACACCAUCAAGGCCUUCAUCCCGGCCAUCGACUCGUUCGGGUUCGAGACGGACCUGCGGACCCACACUCAGGGCCAGGCGUUCUGUCUGUCGGUGUUCCACCACUGGCAGAUCGUGCCCGGAGAUCCGCUCGACAAGUCCAUCGUGAUCCGACCGCUGGAGCCGCAGCCUGCUACCCACCUGGCCAGGGAGUUCAUGAUCAAGACGAGGCGCCGGAAAGGCCUCAGCGAGGACGUGUCCAUCAACAAGUUCUUCGACGAUCCUAUGUUGUUGGAGCUGGCAAGGCAAGACGUGAUGCUCAACUACCCGAUGUGAAGGGUGUGUGGGCGGUGGUGUCAGAUCGGACGCGAUGUCAGACUGACACCUGUGUCAGUGUCAGUGUCGAUCGUGUGAUGUGUCAGUCCGCAUCACGCAGUGAAGUGUACAAUAUGCUGCGCUAUGUGAUCACACUCUGUGUGUACAAUACAUCUCAUCUAGAUGCCA
This is a messenger RNA of Amphibalanus amphitrite, 3302 nucleotides long. RefSeq names its product 116 kDa U5 small nuclear ribonucleoprotein component-like. Gene Ontology annotation, molecular function: U5 snRNA binding; GTP binding; translation elongation factor activity. The transcript is spliced from 2 exons. Gene Ontology annotation, cellular component: U2-type catalytic step 2 spliceosome; U4/U6 x U5 tri-snRNP complex; cytosol. The record is from RefSeq and is a predicted model, not a curated record. NCBI's taxonomy places the organism in Eukaryota, Metazoa, Arthropoda, Thecostraca, Balanomorpha, Balanidae. Gene Ontology annotation, biological process: mRNA splicing, via spliceosome. The coding region runs from base 201 to 3134 and encodes 977 amino acids.